Molecule: messenger RNA, 1539 nt
Organism: Aureobasidium pullulans EXF-150
Lineage: Eukaryota; Fungi; Ascomycota; Dothideomycetes; Dothideales; Saccotheciaceae
Product: putative MFS transporter
Exons: 3
Coding region: 1-1539 (512 amino acids)
Biological process (GO): transmembrane transport
Cellular component (GO): membrane
Molecular function (GO): transmembrane transporter activity
Source: RefSeq, a predicted model, not a curated record
AUGGACGACACGAAGCAGAGCGCCGGCAUCGCUCAUUCAGACUUGUCAGCAAAAUUACCGUCUGCUGUGACCAGAGAUGCUGCCCUCUUGUAUCUACAGGAGCACAAGACGGAGGACAACCAGUUUUUACAUCGCGAUGAAGCCUUCAUGAGGACGCUGAAGAGGAAGAUUGACUUGCGAGUCAUCCUGUUCUUGAUGUUCUGCUAUGUCAUGAACUUUUUGGACAAGAUUCUGCUCAACUAUGGCAAUGUCAUGGGUCUUGCCAAGUCUUUGCAUCUCAAAGGCAACAACUUUGCAGACGCUGGAUCUACUUUCUUCUUCGCCGUUCUUUGUUUCUCCAUACCCAAUGUCUUCCUGCUGCAGCGAAUCCCGGCUGCAAAAUUCCUCAGCUUCACCCUGUUUGCUUGGGGUAUCGCAACAGCAUGUGUCGCUGCUGCCAAAGGAUACAAUUCAUUAAUUGCAGCACGAGUCUUUUGUGGUACAUUCGAGUCCGGUAUUCCGCCUUCACUCAUGCUCAUGAGCAGUCAAUGGUACACUCGCCGGGAGCAGUCAUCGCGUUUCGCACUCUGGUACCUCGGCAUUGGUCUUGGUCAAGUGCUCGGUGGUCUGAUCUCCUGGGCCUUCCAACACGUUUCACCGAACGCCUCUAUCGAAAGCUGGAGACUUAUGUUCAUAGUCAUCGGAUUGAUCACCUUGGUAGUUGCAAUCACUAUCUUUUCGAUGGUCCCGGACACCCCAAUGGCUGCACGUUUCCUCACUCCCAAUGAGAAAGUUGCUCUACUAGAGCAUGUCAAGGAGAACCAGACCGGUAUUGAGAACACUCACUUUUCAUGGGCACAGAUUCUUGAGGCUCUUCUCGACCCUCAGGUCCUUGGACUUUUUGCCAUCAUCUUCCUGCAAGGUACUGGUGGAGGUGUCAUCACUACGUUCAGCGCAACAAUUAUCAAGUCCUACGGAUACACCAGUCGCAGAACUGCGCUCCUAAACAUGGGAUCUGGAGCAGUCACCAUGACUUCUACCUUGAUCUGUGGCUAUGGAGUUCGUGUCCUUGGCCAUCGCUGGUUCUUUAUCAUCCUGAUGACCAUUCCGUCUCUUAUAGGCGCAGCACUGAUGGCAUGGCUACCGCACUCUCAACAAUCAGGCGCAUUGGCAGGUGUCUAUCUUGUCAACACUUUCGUCGGCAGCACGCCCAUCAUCUAUCAAUGGCUCACAGCCAAUGUUGCGGGUCAUACAAAACGCACCUUUGCUUCUGUGUUGAUCAAUAUGGGCUUUGCGGCCGGCAACAUUAUUGGGCCGAAAACCUUCAGAGCUAAGGAUGCUCCUGAAUAUCACACUGCUAAAGUAUCCAUGGUUGCUACUCAAUCAGCCGUGGUCGUCGUCUGUUUGCUUUUGAUGGUGUUCUACUCUCUCAAAAACAUUCGCAGAGCGAAGGCUCAGUAUGCUGUUGGUGAGACCAGCGACAGUGUGGAGAUUGCGGACGAGAAAGCCUACGCCGGUCAGACUGAUGGUGUCAAUAAAGCAUUUGUAUAUGUGCUCUAG